Pseudovirgaria hyperparasitica is the source of this 978-nucleotide messenger RNA. RefSeq names its product amidohydrolase 2. The record is from RefSeq and is a predicted model, not a curated record. The coding region runs from base 1 to 978 and encodes 325 amino acids. Gene Ontology annotation, cellular component: cytoplasm; cytosol. Gene Ontology annotation, molecular function: hydrolase activity; carboxy-lyase activity. The transcript is spliced from 2 exons. NCBI's taxonomy places the organism in Eukaryota, Fungi, Ascomycota, Dothideomycetes, Acrospermales, Acrospermaceae. Gene Ontology annotation, biological process: secondary metabolic process.
AUGAUACCGUUGAUCGCUCUCGAAGAACAUUUCCUCUCCCAGGAGAUGAUUAACACCGCUGAAGGAAUGUACUCGGAACAGCUCAAAUGGCUCGACGGCGUCCGAGACAAAUUGGACGAUAUUGGACCGCUGCGCAUAUCUGAGAUGGAUAAGGGCGGUGUCACCAUGCAGAUUGUUUCUCAUGCCCCGAUAGCGGAUGCUUCGACCGUUGCGCUGUGUACCGCUGCAAACAAGCAGCUUUACGAAGCAGUCCAAGCUAAUCCGGAUCGCUUCGCUGGCUUUGCAGUGCUGCCAAUGGCAGAUCCAGUAGGUGCUGCGGGUGAGCUAAGGAGAUGUGUCAAAGAGUUUGGUUUUGUGGGCACGUUAAUUGACAAUCAUGUCAAUGGUCAACAUUACGAAGGCGAUGAGUACUUGAAGUUCUGGAAAACCGCAGAGGAGCUUGAUGUUCCUGUCUAUCUGCAUCCGACUUGGCCAUCGGAAGAUAUGGUUCCACGUUACGAAGGUAACUUCUCCACUGGGGCAGCACUCAGCAUAGGUAGUUCUGGCUUCGGCUGGCACGCGGACACACAACUGCACGUGUUGAAACUUUUUGCUUCGGGCCUUUUCGACAAGUGCCCAAAGCUCAAGCUUAUUAUCGGACACAUGGGGGAGAUGAUACCUUUUCAGCUAGAGCGCAUCACCUAUAUAUCUAGUCGCUGGGGCAAUCGCAAGAGGAGCUUCCAAGAGGUCUACGACAAUAACAUCUGGAUCACGACAAGCGGUGUUUGGAGCUUGAGUCCUAUGGCAUGUAUAUUGCGGAACACCAAGAUCGAUAAGAUCCUGUUUAGCAUCGACUAUCCAUUCGCGCAGAAUAUCUGGGGUCUUAAAUUCAUGGAAGAUCUUGAGAGUAGUGGGAUGGUGACCAAAGAGCAAUUUGAGAUGAUUGGAUAUAAAAAUGCAGAAAAUCUUCUCAAGGUGAAAGUGGCGGGCAUCAGAUAG